AUGGUCAUUCGCAGCAUUCCGAUUCGGCUGAGUCGAAACCUUUCCCGGUCUCCUCUUCCUCGCUGUUGCAGGCUGUUCGUCUCGUGUGCAACUGAUAUAGAGAUCACGGAAAAAGACUGCGAAUUGUUCGAGUACACUUCUGGUCGUUGGAUAUUUAACGAACAUCUCCGUUUGGCCGAACGACAGUUAUCUUUCAACGUAAAAGAACUUCAAAAGGCCGCCGCGGAGUCCGUGAACCAACCAUUUUCUGAAGUCCGAAGCUUUCGCAAGUUUGCUGAAGGCGGUUUCAAUCGCGUUUUUGAAAUAUGUAUGAGAGAUGGAACAUCUGUCCUCGCACGACUUCCAUAUCCGCUGACGCUGCCGCGACGUCUGGCAGUAGCAAGUGAGGUCGCAACCUUAGAUUUCAUUCGCAGCUAUGGCAUUCCUACGCCUAGAGUCCUGGAUUAUUGUGUGGAGAUCAAUCCCGUUGGCUCUGAGUAUAUGAUAAUGGAAAGAGUCUCGGGAACAGCUAUUGGAGACUCUUGGUUCGACCUCUCUGAGAAAGAACGGCUCAAAGUUCUGCUCCAAAUAGUGGAGCUGGAAGCGAAGCUUUUUGCCCUCCAAUUACCAGCUAGCGGGAGCAUAUACUACGCCCGUGAUCUAUCGCCUAACUGCCCAAAGAUCUACAUACCUAAUUCUGAUGGCCAGCUGUGUAUAGGACCAUACGCUGGCGAGAGUUGGUGGUUCGGCGAACGUGGAGAUCUUGAUAUUGACAGGGGACCUCAUACUCACCCUUCUCAUGUCCUUGAGGCUCCCGCAAAGAAAGAGUUAGCCUGGAUCCGGGCAUAUGGACGACCCCGUUAUCCCUUCGAUCGCGCAUACAGGGGAGUUUUCGACUAUAAAAAGCAGGAUCCUAAGGAGCACGCAAAAUCUCUGGAGACAUACAUACGCCUAGCGCCAUAUCUUGUGCCUCCCACUUCCGAGCUUAAUUCUCCUAUUCUUCGACAUCCUGACCUCCAACCGCAUAAUAUUUUUGUUUCCGAGAGUUUCGACGUUACUGGCCUCAUAGACUGGCAACAUUCCAUGGUUCUCCCAACCUUCCUCGUUUCCGGUAUACCAAACUCGUUCCAGAAUUACAAAGACAAGGAAUCUCUGACAUUCAUCCCGCCGCGACUUCCAGAUGAUAUCGAAAUCAUGGACAUGAACGAGCGUGACAGAGCUCUGGAACAGUUUCGUCGUCGUCACGUACAUUUCUAUUACUUGGGCUUCACACAACGAUCUAACGAGCUACACUGGCAAGCCAUACAGCAAGAACCGAGUCUAUUGAAACGGCGGAUCUUUAAUGACGCGGGCAAUCCUUGGGAAGGACUCAAUCUCACCCUUCAGAUGGACUUUGUACGAAUACUGGAAUCCUGGGACAAAGUGCCUGCGCCCAGGUCUGAUGGAGCUCUCCCAGCGUGCCCUAUUGUGCUCGAAAAACAAGAGAUUCAAAAGCUGAUUGCACAAGAUGAGUUGCUACGUGAGGCUGACGCCGAAAUGGAAGGGAUCAACGAGCUGCUCGGCGUGGCGUCCGAUGGCUGGGUAUCGAAUGAGAAUUUCGAAAUUGCAAAAGGAACAUCAGAGUCCUGCAGAGGACAAGCGUUCGAUGCGGUCGCUGAUGACCCGGUUGAGAUGGAGAUGACAGAACGCCAUUGGCCCUUUGACGAUUGGAAUGAGGACGAAUAG
Pseudovirgaria hyperparasitica is the source of this 1704-nucleotide messenger RNA. RefSeq lists its product as uncharacterized. Gene Ontology annotation, cellular component: mitochondrion. NCBI's taxonomy places the organism in Eukaryota, Fungi, Ascomycota, Dothideomycetes, Acrospermales, Acrospermaceae. The transcript is spliced from 3 exons. The record is from RefSeq and is a predicted model, not a curated record. Bases 1 to 1704 code for a protein of 567 amino acids.